This is a messenger RNA of Eurytemora carolleeae, 2493 nucleotides long. Its product is annotated as mediator of RNA polymerase II transcription subunit 25. Bases 1 to 2466 code for a protein of 821 amino acids. The transcript is spliced from 14 exons. NCBI's taxonomy places the organism in Eukaryota, Metazoa, Arthropoda, Copepoda, Calanoida, Temoridae. The record is from RefSeq and is a predicted model, not a curated record.
AUGAUAUUACAGAGACACACGAAGAGUGACUGUAAGCACAGUAGUAAGCAGGGUCCUCCUGUCAGAGGAGCCAGUUCACAACCAGGACGACCAGGAACAGCUGACGGUGCACUUUCUCCUAUUCCUGAUGUAUCCCCUAGUCUUGAAGCGGCAGAAAGUUUAGGAUUCAAUCACCAGGAUCGAGGACGAGAAAGAGGACGAUCCUACGAAGAACAUCGUGGACGAGGACAGGACGAUCAAGACGAAUCUAUUUCAGGAGUUCUCAACAACUUUUCUAAAGCUCUAGGAGAUAUCAGAGAGAUUAGAGAGAAGCGGAUGCAAAGUUUGGGCCCGCUUGUAAAACAAUCCGAAGACUCAAAGAAAAGUAUGAACGGACCAAAUCAAUUUCAACAAAAUCAGCACCACAAUCAACAACAACAACAAAUGCAAAGAUUUCCCCAACAAAACCAGCAACAACCUUACAACAAUCAACAACGUCAACAGCAGUAUGGACAAAACAAGCAGCAGCAACAACCACAAUAUGGACAGCAACAGCAGAACUAUAGACAGCAGCAGAACUUUCAACAGUCAGGAUUUCAACAGCAACAGCAAAUGGUACGGCCAAGACAGUCUUAUGGGCAAAAUAAUAUGGGUUAUAAUAAUGGGUAUAGUUCUAACAAUAUGCAAAAUAUGCAACAACAAUCAAAUUUUUCUAAUUAUUCAAAUCACCAACCGCCUGAUCUUUAUCAAAACAUGCAGAAUUUUCAACCCCCACAACCCCAAUAUAUGCAGCAACAGCCUGUUAUACAACAGCCAGUUGUUCAACAGUCUGUUAUGCAACAACCCGUUAUGCAGCAGCAGCAGCAUUUACAAACAGGCUUGGUUGUGCAACAGCCGGCGGUUGUACAACAGCCAAAUAUUCUUUUAGCCCAAGGUAAUGCGCCCCAACCCCAACCUACUUAUGUAUAUACAUCAAAUCAAAACCCUUUUCUUCAGCAGCCUCCACCACCUGCUGGAACCAUUCUGCAACAACCUCAGCAACAAGUACAGCAAGUAUCGCAAACAUCCGGAAUUGUACUGGCUCAUCAACCAGUACAACAACAACAACUUGUUCAGCAACAGCCUGGUGUACAGUUGAUGCAGGUACCACAACAGACUGGACAACCUAUUGUUAUAUACUCCUCUGCUGAACUGACCGCUCCAACACCUGCCCUCAUAUCCGCCCCUACACCCUCGCCUCUUGUAGUCAACAGCUCUAUUCCAAUGUCUUCCACUGCGUACACGUUCGACCCAUCCAGUCUCUCCGCCUCUCAGCAGCUGGCACUAAUACAGUCCCAGCAACAGCAUCAGCAACAACACCUCAAGAAAAUGCGUCAACGUUUACCCCAUGUAAGUGGUCGUGAAUUACAAACGCUACAUAAACAAAUAAAAGAUUUACAACACAAACAACAUCAACAGACUUUGCAAACCCUGAGACUUGCACAAGUUCAGGAAAAACAGGCUUUUAAGUACCUUGACUCGGCGCUUAAAACCCGCCAAAUGCCGAAAAAUUCUUAUUCGCAUUCGGCGCAUCGGGUUGUGGGGUUCAACAUCAAGGGCAAGAGUGGGUCACCUGGAAAGAAGUUCGACCCCCUUCCCGCUGCAGCUCUUCUUCAAUCCUCAACACUCGUGACAAAUAGCUUGCGUCCCGCGCAGGGUAUACAAUCAUUGAUUCCACAUCUGUCAAUUAACCAUCAACAAUCCAUCAAUCAAUCUGAAUAUGGUCGAAAAUCCGGCUUUGUGUCUGUGCAAGGAUCUCCUGGUCUGUCUCCAGUUGCUACUCCAGAUACACUCUCAGAAUCAGGAUCAAUCAAGUCUGCCAGAUCAAGAAGCCGAACACUGCCCUUCCUACCUCCAGAGGAGCCUGCACCCUUACCUUCGCAGGCUAAAAAAGCACAAGACAGAAUGCGGUCGUAUGGUAAAAUGCGACAGAGUAGUUUAGAUGGUAUUACCGGAAUGCCUCCUAAGAGUUACUCAAGUUUUGGACGACCGAGACCGAGUAACAGCGAAACAAAUUUACGUAAGCUUGCACUGGAGGAGAGGAAUAGACCAGUUUCUGCGCUGGGAUUAUUACAAGCCUCGAGUGUGAUCAGCAGCCAUGGUCCUAGUCAAGCUGCUAAGGAGCACGAGAAGCGAAUACUGGAAAAUAUUCUUCCGCCAGACCUCCGCCAUCUCAUUAGAGGUGGAGGUGGAUCUUCCUACUCAUUCCAGAAUAUUCGGCAGCAAAUUGAAAACGACCUGAAAGGCGGAGUUUCCUCUAACACCUCAGGACCUUCCGCUGGAGAAAUUGCCAGGCUUAACGCUGAAAAGAAACUUUUUGGAGUUCAGUCUGAACGAAUACGAGCUGAGAUGCAGAGAUACGCAGCUACUAAAGAUCCUCGUUUAAGGGCGGAGAUGAAACAUAAGCUUAACCCUGUCAUGGAUAAUCAGCUUUCCAGAACAAGGUAGAUACAGGGUGUCCCAAUAAACAUGGGA